UUCUGAUCGUAAAGAUAGAGCAAAGUUUCAACAACUCCAGCCCAUAUUGCAAAAUACUCCAAGCUUAAAGCAACAGUCUUUUCAACUCUCCAAGUUGUCUCUGAUCAAAAACUCAAACACCCAAUUCCCGGAAAGCAAUAGCAAUGGCGACCCUGGUCGCAAUGCCCAGGAUGAGACUCAAAUUCACAUCCUUCCCUCCAUUUCUGGGCCAAUCCUACAGGCCCAGAAGACUCUCACUCUUCAAUGGCAGAAGGACCUUCUCAGUCUCGGCUUCUGCAACCCCAGACCAAGUACGUGUCCGCUUUGCUCCUUCUCCUACUGGGAAUCUCCACGUUGGUGGAGCCAGAACCGCCCUCUUCAAUUACCUCUUUGCCAGGUCCAAUGGAGGCAAGUUUGUUUUGAGAAUUGAAGACACUGAUUUGGAGAGGUCUACUAAGGAAUCUGAGGAGGCUGUGUUGCAGGAUCUCUCUUGGCUUGGUCUUGAUUGGGAUGAAGGACCCGGUGUGGAUGGAGAUUAUGGGCCAUAUCGGCAAUCAGAAAGAAAUUCUUUGUACAAGCAGUAUGCUGAGAAGCUUUUAGAGUCUGGUUAUGUCUAUCGUUGCUUUUGCUCUAGCGAGGAACUAGAAAAAAUGAAGGAGAUUGCAAAGCUGAAGCAACUGCCUCCAGUAUACUCAGGAAAGUGGACCAGUGCAACUGAUGAAGAAGUACAAGAAGAGCUGGAAAAAGGAACUCCUUACACAUAUAGGUUUCGUGUUCCAAAGGAAGGAAGUCUGAAGAUCAAUGAUCUCAUUCGAGGGCAGGUCAGUUGGAACUUGGACACUCUUGGAGAUUUUGUAAUUAUGAGAAGCAAUGGGCAACCAGUGUACAAUUUUUGUGUCACAGUUGAUGAUGCUACCAUGGCUAUCUCACAUGUUAUUAGAGCAGAGGAGCAUUUACCAAAUACUCUAAGGCAAGCGUUGAUAUAUAAGGCACUAGGAUUUCCAAUGCCUUCCUUUGCACAUGUAUCCUUAAUUCUUGCACCUGAUCGAAGUAAGUUAUCAAAAAGGCAUGGAGCAACUUCAGUGGGCCAGUUUAGGGAGAUGGGCUAUCUACCACAGGCAAUGGUGAACUACUUGGCACUGUUAGGUUGGGGUGAUGGCACUGAAAAUGAAUUUUUCACCCUGGAGCAGCUAGUUGAAAAAUUUUCAAUUGGUCGUGUCAACAAAAGUGGUGCCAUUUUCGACAAUACCAAGUUAAGGUGGAUGAAUGGUCAACACUUACGAGCUCUUCCAUCAGAGGAGUUGAAAAAGCGUAUUGGUGAGCAAUGGAAAAGUAGCGGUAUCCUUACAGAAUCAGAGGGUUCAUUUGUAGAAGAUGCAGUUGAGCUUCUUAAGGAUGGGAUUGAUUUGGUACCAGAUGCAGAUAAAGCACUCUCAGACUUGCUAGCAUAUCCUUUACAGGCCACUUUAACCAGUCCGGAAGCCAAACCUCUCUUAGAAGACAACCUGUCUGAGUUUUCUGCCAGUUUCAUAGCUGCUUAUGACAAUGGUGAACUCCUUGCCGCACUUGAAGAAGGCCAUGCUGGUUGGAAGAACUGGGUGAAGAGCUUUGGCAAAUCACUUAAGCGGAAGGGAAAAUCACUUUUCAUGCCCCUACGAGUGCUGUUAACAGGAAAGUUUCACGGCCCAGAUAUGGGGGCUAGCGUGCUUUUACUGCACAAAGCUGGAAAAUAUGGUGUUGUUACUCCUCAAACUGGGUUUGUGACACUGGAUGAGAGGUUCAACAAAUUGCGACAAGUUGACUGGGAAGCAUUAACCAAGGAUCAGCCUCUCCUGGAGACCGCAGAGGCAGUAUCAAAUUGAGAGUCAACAGUUUUGGACCGGCUUUUUUUCCCUCUAACACUGAUAUGAGCUGUUACACUUUGUCAUAUAUUUCAUCUGUUUUAUUACUUCUUUGUUUCUUGUUCCAUCAACACAUGAAGAUUUUAGCGUAAUAGAUAUAUCCGUGUUUUUGAUUGGCAAUA
This is a messenger RNA of Rosa rugosa (rugosa rose), 2002 nucleotides long. RefSeq names its product glutamate--tRNA ligase, chloroplastic/mitochondrial. The record is from RefSeq and is a predicted model, not a curated record. The transcript has 13 exons. Gene Ontology annotation, molecular function: glutamate-tRNA ligase activity; tRNA binding; ATP binding. Gene Ontology annotation, biological process: glutamyl-tRNA aminoacylation. Lineage: Eukaryota; Viridiplantae; Streptophyta; Magnoliopsida; Rosales; Rosaceae. The coding region runs from base 144 to 1841 and encodes 565 amino acids.